This is a messenger RNA of Myxocyprinus asiaticus (Chinese sucker), 1165 nucleotides long. RefSeq names its product akirin-1-like. Lineage: Eukaryota; Metazoa; Chordata; Actinopteri; Cypriniformes; Catostomidae. Gene Ontology annotation, cellular component: nucleus; chromatin. The record is from RefSeq and is a predicted model, not a curated record. Gene Ontology annotation, biological process: positive regulation of myoblast differentiation; positive regulation of macrophage chemotaxis; positive regulation of transcription by RNA polymerase II. Bases 162 to 731 code for a protein of 189 amino acids. Gene Ontology annotation, molecular function: transcription coregulator activity. The transcript is spliced from 5 exons.
GUAAACCGGUGUGCGAACACAGGGGGAGUCACCGAUACCGUACAAACCUCAUCAACAAAACGAAUAAAAGCGAAAAAGUGAGGCGAUUUGACGGCAUUUUAUGAUCGAAAGCGUGUUAUUUUACCCUCUGGUUUGUUUCUUGUCUUAUUAAACCAGCGACCAUGGCUUGUGGUGCGACGUUGAAGCGAUCUAUGGAGUUUGAGGCCCUUCUCAGCCCGCAGUCCCCCAAGCGGAGGAGGUGCAAUCCUCUACCGGGGACUCCGACUACUCCUUCCCCACAGAGGUGCAGCCUUCACCCGCCAACAGAGAACCCAGGACACUCGAUGUCGCCCCAGUCCAUGGGCGGAGAACACCGGUUAACCCCAGAGCAGAUCUUCCAGAAUAUUCGGCAGGAGUACAGCCGCUAUCAGAGGCGACGGCAAUUAGAAGGGGCCAUCAACCAGACUGAGCCUUGCAGCUCCAAUGAUGUCCAGAGCUCCAGCCCUGCCCUCACCUCUCCCAGCUCCCCCACAGGUGCCUCAUCAUUGAAGAAGGAUCAGCCAUUGUUCACACUGAGGCAGGUUGGCUAUUUGUGUGAACGUCUUAUCAAAGAUCAUGAGGAGAAGAUCCGUGAAGAGUACGAACAGAUUUUGAACACAAAGCUUGCAGAACAAUACGAGUCCUUUGUGAAAUUCACACAGGACCAGAUUAUGCGAAGAUAUGGCGCCAGGCCCGCAAGCUAUGUGUCUUGAACAUUAUAUAUGGUACUAGCCACCCCUCAGCAACUGGUUGCUAUAGAACCAGCCCCCUUCAUUUCACUUGAAUUUUCCUUCUUUUACUUUUGAAUCUUUUUUUUUUUUCUUAAAAAAAAAAAAAAUUAUAAUAAUGCUUUGGUGCCAUGGUAUAUCCACAUUUAACUCAUUUCUAUUGCUGAACUGUUACUGAUGGCACAACACCAAACAUGCACAUCUAGAUGCAUUCUAAGAAAGUUUAAGCUCUUCGAAAAUUUUUGGGAAAAGAUGUCAAACUAUCGCUGUAAAAGCUUGGCUGAUGUGAUCAUCUCUGUAUAAUGUAAUGUGACUGACCUGCAGCAGAUAUUCCAGACUCUCCCUCUUUCCUUAAGUCUAACUUUUAACUCUCCAUAAACAUUUUUUUCUUUUUUUGAAAAAUAAAAGACCUGUAAGUC